Messenger RNA from Hypoxylon fragiforme, 797 nucleotides. RefSeq lists its product as uncharacterized. NCBI's taxonomy places the organism in Eukaryota, Fungi, Ascomycota, Sordariomycetes, Xylariales, Hypoxylaceae. The record is from RefSeq and is a predicted model, not a curated record. The coding region runs from base 337 to 582 and encodes 81 amino acids. The transcript is spliced from 3 exons.
AUAAUGAUUCAUUAAAUCUCAUAACCAGACAAUUUGUUGCAAUACCGAACUCGUUCAAGCAAACAUUGAACCGACUUUGAGUGCUUACCUAAUAGACACCUACCUAGCCUGACCUCCACGUGAUUUUCCGUAGCGUCUACAAGCCUGUUCUAGGUAGUAAUACAUACAUGUACUACAUUACAUACAUUCAAGCUUUCUUAUAAGAGCAUUGAACAAAGUCGAUCAAGAAUUCCACAACUCUUCCUUCUUAUUCUGCUUAUUUUGAAACUAAGCUACUCUCUACACUCAAGCCACGAACCUGCAUACUAGAUUUUAUCAAGAAUACUCAACACCAAAAUGCCUCUCGUCAUCCCAGGAAUCACCAGCAACUCAAACGACAAGACCACAGAAUGGUCGAGCAAGCUGGUGGGCAAGACAGUUUCUGACAACGACCACACUGAGACGAACUUUUGCAAGAAGGAUCUCCCCCAACAAUGCCGUGUCAUUCAGCCGGGCAUGAUGGUAACCAAAGACUUCAACCCCGACCGACUGAAUGUCCACGUCAAGGAUGACGGCACCGUGACCCAUGUCCAGCACGGUUAAGUGCCCGCAUCUCACCAUGCGUGCGUAGCUCAGCUCGAGAAGAGGUACUGUUUUCAGGCUGGAUGUUAUUGGUGCAAAAUGGAGUUCUAUCGCGUCACUAAGGCUCUCAUCCUUUGUACCUGAGUUUAUGAGUUUCGGGAACGACAACUACCUAAUAAAGCAAGUUAUUAUCUCUAUGAGUUACUUAAUGACAAUGUGAUAUCCAUUUACAACGA